AUUUUCUCCAGAGUCAACCGAAUUAAGUGUUUUUUUUUCCCAUCAAUAAUGGCAGCCCCCUGUAAUCCCAAUGACUUGACAGAAGAGUUAUUCUAAUUCUAUAUGUUCAAAUCCAAUCAACACACACUUAUAUAUUUUUCCCUUUAUGGAAAUUAACCAAUCAAAAUAUCAAAUACAUCUUCCAUGAAAAUGAAAAUCAUAGUGUUCCUCCUUCUUCCCCUGUUUGCAACUGCAACAGACACACUCCACCAAACCUCAUCUCUUUCAGUCGAGAAACAAAACGACACCCUCGUAUCAUCCAAUGGCGACUUCACCGCCGGCUUCUUCCAAGUCGGAGACAACGCUUUCUCCUUCUCCGUCUGGUUCACCCGCUCCAAACAACCCACCGUCGUCUGGACCGCCAACCGGGACCAACCCGUCAACGGCAAAGGCUCAAAACUCUCCCUCAGAAACAACGGCAACAUGGUUCUCACCGACGCCGGAAAAAUCACAAUCUGGUCCACCACCACCUUCUCCUCCUUCCAAUUGCAACUCAAGCUCAUGAACACCGGCAACCUCGUCCUCACCACCGUGCAAAGAAACGCCACCGUCGUUUGGCAGAGCUUUGAUUCUCCAACAGACACCCUUCUUCCCGGUCAAGCAGUAACAGAGAGAGCAAGCCUUGUUUCUUCAAGAAGUGCCACCAAUUUCUCCUCUGGUUUCUACAAACUCUACUUCGACAACGACAACGCUCUGCGAUUGCUCUUCAGAGGUCCAACCCUCGCCAGCGUGUACUGGCCGGAGCCGUGGAGAUUGCCCGUCGACGCCGGACGAUCCACCUACAACGUCACCAAAAUUGCUGUUCUCGAUUCUGUUGGCCGCUUCCUUUCCUCUGAUGGGCUCCAAUUCAUUUCCGCAGAUUUCAAAAGCAGAGUAUACAGAAUGCUCAAGCUUGAUCCUGAUGGGAACUUGCGUGUCUAUAGUUUCAGCAAGGAGCGUAAGAUUUGGGAGGUGGUAUACCAAGCCAUUCCUGAACCUUGCACUGUUCAUGGCCUCUGUGGAGAUAACAGCAUGUGCACUCAUGACCCUGUUAUUGGAAGAACUUGCUAUUGCAUGCAAGGUUUCAAGGUUAGGAACCAAAACGAUUGGACGCAAGGGUGUGAACCUGAGUUCAUUCCUGCCAAUCUCUCUUGCAAUAAUGGAGGAGGUGAGUCUUUUGGUUUCCUUCAUCUUCCAAACAUGGAACUUUACGGCUAUGACUUGAAUGUGACAAAAGUCACAAGCUUGAAGCAAUGUCUAGAUCUUUGCUUGGGACUUUGUGGUGCAUGCAGAGGUGUCCAAUUCAAAUUCAAUGAAGUUUCUACUUAUAAUUGUUACGCGAAAACAUUGCUAGUGAAUGGACGCGAUACUCCGAAUGUGGAUGGAGAGUUCUAUUUGAAAUUGCCAAAAUCGACUUUAGCUCGUGUCAGAACAAACCAACCCAUGAAGCAUUCACCGAUGAAGUGUUCUGUUGCAAAUUCGUCUCAGCCUCUGAACAGGUUUUAUCAAAAGGAGAAACGAAACUCCACCUUGAGUUUCCUUGUUUGGUUCGCUUGCGGGGUAGGGGGAUUUGAAAUUACCAUCAUUUUCCUGGUGUGGUUCUUCUUGUUCAGAACCAGCAAGGACCAAGACUCUGGAGAUCAACAAAGGCGCCUCCUUUCAGCUACAGGGUUUCAAAGGUUCACCUAUGCAGAGCUCAAAACCGCGACGAAAGGGUUCAAAGAGGAGAUUGGGCGAGGAGCAGGAGGGGUUGUAUAUAGAGGGACACUAUACGAUGACCGUGUCGCGGCUAUCAAAUGCUUAAGCGAAGCUACACAACAAGGAGAAGCUGAGUUUCUAGCUGAAAUUAGCACAAUUGGCAUGUUGAACCACAUGAAUUUGAUUGAUAUGUGGGGUUACUGCGUUGAAGGGAAGCACAGGAUGUUGGUGUAUGAGUUCAUGGAGCAUGGAUCCUUAGCAGAGAAUCUCGUUUCCAAAAGGCUCGAUUGGAAGCAAAGGUUUAACAUUGCACUUGGUACAGCUAGAGGUUUGGCUUAUUUGCAUGAGGAAUGUUUAGAAUGGGUUUUGCAUUGUGAUGUGAAGCCUCAAAACAUUCUUCUAGACUCUGAUUUCCAACCCAAAGUUGCGGAUUUUGGAUUGUCUAAGCUUUUGAACAGAGAUGAGCGUGGUGGAAGUAACCCUGCUUUCUCUAGAAUUAGAGGAACUCGUGGUUACAUGGCUCCGGAGUGGCUUUACAAUCUUGGAAUUACUUCUAAAGUGGAUGUUUUUAGCUACGGGAUUGUGGCACUGGAGAUGGUGACAGGGAAGAGUCCGAUGGAGAUUCGCAGCCUUGAGACCGGUGAGGGCGGUGUAGAGCACCGGAGGUUGGUGACUUGGGUGACAGGGAAAGUGAAGAGUGCACCGACAGCCAUGUUUUGGAUGGAGGAGAUUGUGGAUCCUAACUUGGAUGGACAGUUUGAUGCUUCGCAGGUUGAGAUUCUGGUGAAAGUGGCUUUGCAGUGCGUGCAAGAUGACAUGAAUGAAAGACCAUCCAUGAGUCAGGUUGUGGAGAUGCUUCUGUCCCGUGAUAAUAGAAUCUCCCCUCGCUAGUUUGUUAGUUAGUUUUCUUGUCCUUUAUUUUCCUUCAUUGUCCAUGUUUUGAAGUGUGUUUGUUAGAAGAGAUUUUAAAAAACAUUCGUGCAAAACUGAGGAAAUGCCUCCAGAGUCAUCAAUAUAAUGUGAAUAUAGAGAUUGGCAAAGAAAAAUAAAUAAAUUUGAUGCAUAAUUUCAUUUGA
This is a messenger RNA of Lotus japonicus, 2792 nucleotides long. Its product is annotated as putative receptor protein kinase ZmPK1. The transcript has a single exon. The record is from RefSeq and is a predicted model, not a curated record. Gene Ontology annotation, biological process: recognition of pollen; protein phosphorylation. NCBI's taxonomy places the organism in Eukaryota, Viridiplantae, Streptophyta, Magnoliopsida, Fabales, Fabaceae. Gene Ontology annotation, molecular function: protein serine/threonine kinase activity; ATP binding. Bases 184 to 2607 code for a protein of 807 amino acids.